GCACAAGAUACUACACGAGCGAGCGAGCUCGCAAAUAGGGGAGUGCAUCGUCGUGCCAAGCCGCCUUAUCCCUUGCUCGCACAAGCGUCCGGACUCCAGAUCAGCUCCGUCGCCGGAAUCGCGUGCGGCCGCACGAAACGGACCCCUAAUCAAUCGCGCCGCUACCGCUAGCUCGAAACGUCGCCUCCGUUCUUCAUCAGGCGGUUGCCGCCGCCGCCGCCGCCGUACUCGUCAUGAAGAACCAGCCGGCGCCACCGCCAGAUGCUCCACGAGACGACGCCGGCGGCGGGCGCGGGGCAGGAGGAGCGCAUGAGCCGCCGGGCGCCAAACCCGCCGCGCCUCUGCCAAGGCCGGAGAGGAUGAUGAGGCGGCGGCCGGGCGCGCUGUGGGCGGGCGCCCUGGUGGCGGUGCUGGCGCUGCUGGCGGCGUGCACGGCGGCGGCGGCGGUGACCAUCACGCGGCGGCAGCACCAGCGCGGCGCGUCGGCGGCGGCGGCGCGGUCGUCGUGCGACGCGUUCGUGGCGGGGCGGUGGGUGGAGGACGCGUCGUACCCGCUGUACGACUCGGCGCGGUGCCCCUUCAUCCGCGACGAGUUCGCGUGCGCCCGCUUCGGGCGCCCCGACACGGCGUACCUCCGGUACCGGUGGCAGCCGGAGCCGCCGUGCGCGCAGCCCCGGUUCGACGGGCUGGCGCUGCUCCGGAUGUGGGGCGGCCGGACGGUGAUGUUCGUGGGCGACUCGCUGGCGCUGAACCAGUACGAGUCGCUGCUGUGCAUGCUCCACGCCGCCGCGCCGGGCGCCCGGACCACCGCCUCGCCGGCGUCGGGGAAGAUCGACCCCUCCUACACCGUCCGCUUCGAGGACUACAACGUGACGCUGGUGUACUACCUGACGCACUACCUGGUGGACCUGGUGCCCGAGAAGGCCGGGCGCGUCCUCAAGCUCGACGCCAUCGACCAGGGCCGCAACUGGCUCGCCGCCGACGUGCUCGUCUUCGACUCGUGGCACUGGUGGCCGCGCACGGGGCCCACGCAGCCCUGGGACUUGAUCCAGGAGGGGGGCACGGUGGUGCGGGACAUGGACCGCACCAGGGCCUUCACCAGGGCCCUCCACACCUGGGCCGCCUGGGUCGACGCCAACCUCCUCCACACCGACACCAAGGUCUUCUUCCAGGGGAUCUCGCCGUCGCACUACAGGGGCCAGGACUGGGGCGCGUCGCCGAAGAAGACGUGCAUGGGGGAGACGCGGCCGCUGAACGUGAGCGGCACGGGGCCCUACCCCGGCGGGCCGAUCCCGCAGCAGGCCAUCCUGCGGAGCGUGCUGGCCGGGAUGGCCAAGCCCGUCUACCUGCUCGACUUCACCUACCUCUCGCAGCUCAGGAAGGACGCGCACCCCACCAAGUACGACGGCGGCAUCUUCGCCGGGGACUGCACGCACUGGUGCGUCGCCGGACUGCCCGACACCUGGAACGUCCUCUUCUACGCCGCGCUCACCGGACAGAUCUGAAUCAUCAUCACACGCCAGCAGCUUCAUUCACUGGUAUUGGUAUUGGUUAAUUAAAAGCUUGGCUGUACGUAGCUCAAUAAUUAAUUGACUAAAGGGAGAAAGAAAGAUAGCAGAGAUUGCUUGAUUUAUUAUUAUUAUUAUAGGGGGCAAAAUGAUUUUCCACCCAAAUUAAAAGGAAUAUAAUAGAAAGAACGUCAAAUGAAAAAAAUCAGUGCGUGAUUAUUAUUC
Panicum virgatum (switchgrass) is the source of this 1733-nucleotide messenger RNA. RefSeq names its product protein trichome birefringence-like 38. The record is from RefSeq and is a predicted model, not a curated record. The coding region runs from base 234 to 1505 and encodes 423 amino acids. NCBI's taxonomy places the organism in Eukaryota, Viridiplantae, Streptophyta, Magnoliopsida, Poales, Poaceae. The transcript has 3 exons. Gene Ontology annotation, cellular component: Golgi apparatus. Gene Ontology annotation, molecular function: O-acetyltransferase activity.